AUAAGGAGGAGCAACUGGGCGGAGCUGGAAGGUCGUGGUUAGCGCUCUCCAACACAUUCUUACAACAUCACCACACACCCGGCCAGAGUGUGUGAAAACUCCGCAGAGGAUUAUUUAUUUACAAACGUUUUCUUCUGUCGGUUUUUUUGUCAUCCAGUGACUGUUUUUUCUUUUUGAUAACGGAGUCAAAAGCCGAAGACCCCCACAGAUUACUCGCCUUACCUCGGACUUUUGUGGGCCCAAACGUGUACAGGCAGCUAGCCACAAAGCGUUGGCAAAUUCAGUUUAACGUAGCAAGCUCUGCCCAGCCCCCCACUCCGCUUACCGGCCUGGCUCAAGGAGGGAAAUAAUUCAGUUGUUGAAAUUUUGGGUUCAGUAUAUACGUUUGCUUUAAACGAGUCAUAUCGCAUGCUCUUAAUCUUCAGUGCAGUUGGCUAGUCAUUGAAAAGCUGUCCAGUAUCGGUUUCGAAUGUUGUUUAAUUAGUAGUUUGUUUCCGUAGCCUAGCAAGAAACGCAAGUGAGAUCACAAGCUAGCUAACGUUGUCUUUUAACUAGCGCUCGACACUACAGUACACAGCAGACGAGUUUCAUCUUCUGUCGCAACUUCGUUGGGCCCUGCAUCGUGUGCUUGGAUUGGACUAUUUAGUAAUGCAAAAUAGAAAAAACAUUUGUUACUGAAAAGCAAAUAACAUUUGCUAAGCUAGCUAAUUAGCUGUUUGACUAGACAGGCCAUAUUCCUUGUAUAAAAUUGCAGACGGGCUACAGCUGGUUUGCUAACGCCGGUGGCGGUGCUGUGUUUAUUAAUGUUAUAUUGCUAACGUUUAGUAUUGACAUGAAAACGACAGUUAUUUCUUUUUAAAGUACGUGUUUUAGAUGACUAGCUAACGAUAUAGAAUUUUAAUGAAACAUUUACUUCCAUAAAGGAAGGUAGCCAGCUAAAGUUAUUGUCCUGUUUUUAUGUUAUCAAUCAAAUUUGGCUUGGAUUUCAGUCGCAGAUGAACCGAUGAAAAGGACUGAAACUGGGACAUCAACAUUGACCAGUGGAUUUAUUAGUGUCGUAUAGCCCUGAUUCUACCUGGAUUUUGGCCUCUCUUUUUGGAAUUACGUUGGAGUAGCCACACUGUCACAGUCGAUAAUAUUUGGUUGGACUUCUUAUCUUCCUCCUACCCCCAAACCUUUGCCAGUUUCUCUCUCCGAUGCGGAGUAUUGAGUAGCACCGGCGACCAAAUCCAUACGGCGGCCGGACAUGCUGAAGUGUAUCCCUUUGUGGCGCUGUAACCGCCACGUCGAGUCGGUGGACAAACGACAUUGCAAUUUGCAAAAUGUCCCCGACGAGAUAUUUCGCUACAGUCGCAGUCUUGAGGAGCUUCUCCUCGACGCAAACCAGCUCAGAGAACUACCCAAGCCUUUCUUCAGACUACUCAACCUGCGGAAGCUGGGCCUGAGUGACAAUGAGAUCCAGAGACUCCCACCUGAGGUGGCCAAUUUCAUGCAGCUGGUGGAGCUCGACAUUUCCAGAAAUGACAUUCCCGAGAUCCCAGAGAGCAUUAAGUUCUGCAAGGCGUUGGAGAUUGCAGACUUCAGUGGAAACCCACUGUCAAGGUUGCCUGAUGGUUUCACUCAGCUCCGAGGGCUGGCCCAUUUGGCUCUCAACGACGUGUCACUACAGACGCUGCCCAAUGACAUAGGGAACCUAGCCAACCUAGUGACGCUGGAGCUCAGGGAGAACCUGCUCAAGUCUCUGCCCACGUCACUCUCUUUCCUGGUGAAACUGGAACAGCUGGACCUGGGCAGCAAUGAACUGGAAGUGUUGCCGGACACACUCGGUGCUCUCCCUAACCUCCGAGAACUGUGGCUGGACCGCAACCAGCUCUCCUCUUUACCACCUGAGCUGGGUAACCUGCGGAGGCUGGUGUGUCUGGACGUGUCGGAGAACCGCCUGGAACAGCUGCCCUCGGAGCUCAGCGGCCUGCUGGCCCUCACGGACCUGCUGCUCACACAGAACCUACUGGAGGUUGUCCCGGACAGCAUAGGCUCUUUGAAGCAGCUGUCCAUCCUGAAAGUGGACCAGAACCGACUGACCCACCUGAGCGACUCCAUAGGAGAGUGUGAGAACUUGACAGAACUUGUACUGACAGAGAACCUCUUGCAGACACUGCCUCGCUCACUUGGCAAGCUGAAGAAACUGACCAACCUGAAUGUGGACCGCAACCGGCUGGGCGGCGUGCCCGACGAGCUGGGCGGCUGUGCCAGCCUCAACGUGCUCUCCCUGAGGGACAACCGCGUGGCCAGACUGCCUGCCCAGCUGGCCGAUGCCACCGAGCUCCACGUGCUGGAUGUGGCCGGCAACAGGUUACAGAACCUGCCGUUUUCCCUGGCCAACCUCAACCUGAAGGCCAUGUGGCUGGCAGAGAACCAGUCUCAGCCCAUGCUCAAGUUCCAGACAGAGGACGACGAGAGCACCGGGGAGAAGGUGCUCACCUGCUACCUGCUGCCCCAGCAGCCCUCCCCCAGCCUGGAGAACCUGCUGCAGAACAGUGUGGACGACAGCUGGACUGACAGCAACCUGAACCGGGUGUCUGUCAUCCAGUUCCAGGAGGAGACCACCAAGCAGGAGGAUGACGAUGAGGCUGCAGCAGAGCGCAGGGGUCUCCAGCGCCGGGCCACACCCCACCCCAGUGAGCUGAAGGGCAUGAAGAAGGUGAUCGAGGAGAGGAGAAAUGAGGCCUACACAUCCAGGCCUGACGGAGGGACAGAGUCUCCCGGCGCCCAGGAGAAGCGCCUGAGCAAUCUGUCCAAUCAAAGCCACGACUCGGCAGCGUCCAACAGCACAGCCUCGGCCAACUCGCACGAGGAGAGGCGGGGUAUGACGGGGGAGGUCCUUGCGUGUGGGCGGGGCCAUCAACAGGAGGAAGAAGAGGAGCUUGAUGAGAUGGAGGUUGAGUACAUAGAGCCCACCGUGCACUUUGCAGAGGAGCCCAUCUACAGGGGUGCCGACGACGAUGACGAGGAGGCCGAGGAUGGGGUGCCGUGCAGUGACGAAGACGAACAACCCGCUCCCCAGUUCCCCACGGAGAAGCAGCGUCUUAUCAGGAAGGACACACCGCACUACAAGAAGCACUUCAAGAUCACCAAGCUGCCCAAACCGGAGACCGUGGCCGCCUUACUGCAGGGCUUCAGCCCUGACGCCCACCUGAACCAGCACGCCGUCUCGCACCACGAUGCCCCCGACCAAGACGACGAGGAGGAGGAUGAGGAUGAGGAGGAGUGUAUGGUAACUCCACAGCGUCACAACCGGAUAGAAGACCUGGAGCUGAACGAUAGGAGCCUGCUUCAUGUCAACUCAUCCCUGCAGCCGGUCAAGGGGGUGUCAUUUGAUCAAGUCAAUAAUCUGCUGAUUGAGCCUGCUCGAAUUGAGGAGGAAGAGCACACCCUGACCAUUCUCCGACAAACAGGGGGCCUGGGCAUCAGCAUAGCCGGAGGGAAGGGAUCCACGCCCUACAAGGGGGAUGAUGAGGGAAUCUUCAUCUCCAGGGUGUCUGAGGAUGGCCCUGCAGCCCAAGCAGGGGUCAAAGUUGGUGACAAACUCUUAGAGGUGAACGGCGUAGUUCUGCAGGGGGCGGAGCACCAUGCGGCGGUGGAGGCCUUGCGCAGCUCGGGUGCCGCCGUCUCCAUGAGCGUCCUCCGGGAACGCAUGGUGGAGCCCGAGAACGCCAUCACCACCACGCCGCUGAGGCCCGAAGACGACUACUUCCCCCGGGAGAGACGCGCCAGCGGCCUGCCUUUCUGCAUGGAGACGGGCGCCCCCGCAGGUCCACGGCACCGGUUCUCUACCAGCCUGGUCCGCAACGACAAGGGCCUGGGCUUCAGCAUCGCCGGGGGCAAGGGCUCCACAGCCUAUCGCACAGGGGACGUGGGAAUCUACAUCUCACGGAUCGCUGAGGGAGGGGCAGCCCACCGUGAUGGCACACUCCGCGUAGGGGACCGGGUUAUCACUAUAAACGGUGUAGACAUGACAGAAGCCAGGCAUGACCAGGCAGUAGCACUGCUUACCGGCACCUCGCCCACCAUCGCCCUCCUGUUGGAGCGCGACCAGGCUGAGCCAGGCACCGCCGGGGGCUCACCGGGCCUGUCCCGAGGCCGCGCCCACUCCCCCCCGCCUCCGGAGCCCUCCGACUCACCGGACCAGGAGGAGGGAAACGACGACUCGCCCCAUGGGAACCACCUGAGCCGGCCGUUGGAGGACGAGUACCCCAUCGAGGAAGUGACUUUGGUGAAGGCAGGAGGCCCUCUGGGACUGAGCAUUGUGGGAGGCAGCGACCACGCCAGUCACCCGUUUGGCGUCAGCGAGCCUGGCGUCUUCAUCUCAAAGGUCAUCCCUCAUGGCCUGGCGUGUCAAAGAGGGUUGCGGGUGGGCGACAGGAUACUGGAGGUGAACGCCAUCGACCUACGACACGCCACCCACCAGGAGGCCGUUAGGGCCCUGCUCUCCAACAAGCAGGAGAUCCGCAUGCUGGUGCGCAGGGACCCCUCUCCCCCAGGGAUGCAGGAGAUAGUGAUCCAAAAGCAGCCUGGAGAAAAACUUGGGAUCAGCAUUCGCGGUGGCGCCAAGGGCCACGCUGGCAACCCCUUCGACCCCACCGACGAGGGCAUCUUCAUAUCCAAGGUGAGCUCCAGCGGCGCGGCAGCGAGGGACGGACGUCUGCUGGUGGGCAUGCGUAUCCUGGAGGUGAGCAACCACAGCCUGCUGGGCAUGACCCACACCGAGGCCGUCCGAGUGCUGCGCGCCGUGGGAGACACCCUGGUCAUGCUGGUGUGUGACGGCUUCGACCCGGGCACUGCCGCCGCAGUGGAGGCGUCGCCCGGCAUCAUUGCCAACCCAUUUGCGGCGGGCAUCGUGCGUAAGAACAGCAUGGAGAGCAUCUCUUCUAUUGAUCGGGAUUUGAGUCCCGAGGAGAUGGACAUUCUACAGAAGGAGGUGGAGAUGGCACGAGAGACGUCCCAGUGGGAGAGGGAAGAGAUGGAGAAGGUGGAGCGCAUGCGUUUGGAGCGCGAGGAAGCUACUCGCCUGCUAGAAGAGGAGACUGAGAACCUCGGCACUGUGCCCCUGAAACUGGACUACCGGACAUUGGCUGCACUACCCACCAGUGCACUGCAGAAGGUCAACAGGUUCUCUCCCUCUGUCCUUUCGACUGCCCCCAUGGAUUCCCAUUGCUCCGCCCCCAUAGAGCCCCUGGGCUUUGGCCUCGGGCUGCCCCCCAUCUCCCUCUACCAUAUGGACCCACAUGCUCUUCCUCAGUCCUGCACUACAAUGAACACCGAGGCUAAGCGCCUCUACAUGUCCCAGUACUCUCCCAGUCCUUCCAUAACCUCCUCCAAUCAAGAAGUGGCUAAACAAGAAGCCCCGACUAUUGAGGAGGAGGAGGAGGUUCUGGUGGACUCCCAGCCAAUCAACUUCAGUGAGAACCCCUUCUUGGUGGCCAAUCGCAAAGGAAAGGGCUGCGGUCCCUCAGAGCGCAUCCUGUCAGGCCCUCCCGUGGGCUAUGGGAGUGGGGGCAAGCUUCAGCCCUGGUUGUUCAACAAGGCGCCCUCCACUGAGAUUCCCAGGACAGACAGUCCUAUUAGGGACGCACCCUACUCACCUAGCACGCAACCACCCAGUGCUCAUUCCUCCACCAGCUCCCUGUGUGCCGGCAGGGAGACCCGCUUCGCAACCAUUCAUUUCACCCACACUGCCAAGGAGAAUAACUCGCCACUGAGUCCCUAUGAGACGAGGCCAGGUGCCAUCCAGCCCCUCUCACGCCCUGGUGGACGGCCGAGCCCCUCUCCAGCCACUCCGGACCGGCACAGCAGAGAUGGCCACAACAGUCCCAACCCCUUCCAACAUGGCCCCUCCCCCAUCAACUCCCAGACCUCUCCUCGGGCCCCCACUUCCGACACGAUCGAUGAGUUCCCUCUGAACCCAAAGCAGGCGUACAAGGCGUUCGCCGCCGUGCCUCACUCCCUGGCCGUGCUGGAGCCGCCUCCUCCGCAGGAGCUGUAUGGCCAAAGAAAUAACGUCCCCAGCAAUCAGCUUUCUCCUUCCUCUGAGCUUGAGCUGAACAACGAGGUCUUUGUGGACGGAGUCGGAGGUGUUGGGGGAGCGGUUAGGGUUCCGACAGCCCCCGUCUCCCUCAGACGAUCCCUAUCCUCUGACCGUCGGGACUAUAUGAGUCUGGCAUCAGUGCCACGACUGUCCAGAGCUUCCAUGGACGUGGUUGCAAAGACGCCAUCUCCUGGGGGCAGAAACAGCCCGGAGCAGCGUUCCUUCAGGGACAGGCAGAAGUACUUUGAGAUUGACGUGAAGCAGCAGACACCUGACAGCAAGCCAAAAGGCCGCGUGUCCCUGGUAGGGGCGGACGAUCUGAAGAAGAUGCGGGAGGAGGAAGAAAGAAGAUUCGAGCAGCGGGCGCGGGAGUACCUGAUGGAUGAGGAUGAUGAGGACGAGGACGACCUGGUCAAACAGAUGGGAGUGUUGAAGGCCACGGGCAAGGUGCUACUGGACGGGGUGGAGUACAAAGUGGAGCCUGUGUCCACGCCGCCUGGACCCUGUCACACGCCACCGAGCUACAACGCCACACCCCCUAGCUACUGUGGCAGUUCAGGGCCGUCGUCAGUGGAUGGUAAAGGAGAUUCACAGAGGAAUUCCCUUGAGGAGAACUUCAGGUUGGAGCAGCAGAGACCCAACUCUAUGACCGGUCUGAUCCCAGCGUACCCUGGAGAGUCCAGCGCCCCCGUCCGGACGGCCAAGGCAGAGCGGAGGCAGCAGGAGCGGUUAAGGAUGCAGAGUCCGGAGCUGGCCCCGGUUGGAGACAAGGACCUCUCCCCCGCCGAGAAACGGGCUCUGGAGGCUGAAAAGAGAGCAAUGUGGCGGGCAGCAAGGCCCUAUGGCUUAGAGGAGGAUGUUAGGCAGUAUGAGCAGGACCUGGCUAAGAGACUCUACCAGUCGAGAGUGAGGGCAUCUCAAGGCACCGCGCCGCCCCCUCAGUCUUCCGCCGCCUCCCAGCUCAGAAUGAAGUCUUUGGAGCAGGAUGCUCUGAAGGCUCAGAUGGUCAUCGCUAAAUCCCGGGAGGGAAAGAAGCGUGGCACACUGGACCAGCUGGCCGAAUCGCCCUCACCCGCUCCAACGCCGUCCCCUACCCCCCUGGAAGAUUUGAGUCCGCGAGGAGUUACGUCACCGGGCAGACUGUCCCUGUCGGAAAAGAAGUUUGACUACCGACAGUUUGCUGCCAUUCCUUCUUCCAAACCCGUAUACGACAUCCAGUCCCCUGAUGCGGUUGAAGACAUUCACUUCAUCAAUGAUGGCUCCGGUAACCCAGCAGACCCCGGAGCUGAGGUGCCCGCUGCACUCCCCACUGCCACUUCUGCACUGGAGGAGAUGGCCCUCUACAGUAACAAGCGCAAGCUGCGGCAGGGCCGUCGCAGCCUGGAGACCGCCGUGCCCACAUAACCACCACACUCACACCUACCACAGAAGACUCAGAAGUCAAACACAAAUCGAAAGAGUUGCUGAGUCACUAAACACUACACACACACACACACACACACACACACACACACACACGUUUGGGAGAUGCAUCCCAUGUAACCACUGCAGAGACUAUGAUGCUGAUAAUCGACACAAACACACACUAUGUCAUAAUCUUCGUUCCAGUCUUGCCUUUAGUCUGAGGAUGAGUUGGCACGUGGCAAGAACACAAGGCCCAAUGUUCCCAAUGGCAGGGAGGCCAAUGAGGGGAGCUAGCAUUACGCUUCAAAAAGACCAUUCUCCUUUUUAUUUGUUUUGUUUCUUCAGUUUGCGUUUUAGAAGCUGAAUUAUAUUAACAGGCGACUGAUAUGUUUUUAUUUUGGCACCUCUGAUUUUUGCUGUUUUAAAAAGAUGUGUGUUCUGGAAGAGGGCGAGGAAGAAAAUAUGAAAUGUGUAGCUGUAAUACUAACUUUUCAGAUGCUAUUUUUGAGGUUUUCAGUGAAUAGAUUGUGUAAUAACAGGGUUUUUAGUGGGGGUUUUGGGGGAGGGGGAGUGUACAUAUUGUAUAAGGUGGAAACUUACUGCUACCUUCACUGCCACUUGAGGGCAGGGCAUUUUUAACACUAAAUACAUAUCUCAACUGCACUGCCAUGCUGCUUAGGAAACCAUUGUUAUAUUUUAAAAUAAUUUAUUCUGCUUGUAUUUUAUUACCCCUAUCAAAACCCUCCUGAGGUAAACAUUGUUGUUAUCCCUGCACUUUUGAGUGCAACCAAACAAUAGUGCAAUGCAUAUCAUUCAUUUAUUACAAUGCCUGCUGUGCAUAUCAUGAUAUCACAUUCAAAUUGAUGGUCAAUGCCUUGUCUCAUUCUUAAUGACAAUGAGACAAGGUUUGUUUUAUCCUUAUCAGCAUGGCUUUUUCUUGAACAUCUUUCACUUUGAUGCUAAGGCCUCAACCAGUUUCUGCCUGCUGAAAUGCCAGUAACUGCAAGGUACAUGUACUUUGUAGGAAAACCGAUCCCAGUUUAUGUCAAGGGAACACGUUUAUCAAAUUCUGAUAUAUUUCCCAUUCUAGAGAUUGUAACUACACCUGAAAGACCACCAGUGGGAGACACUCACAGAAAACCAAUACGCUUCUAGUUCUAAUUUCAAAGUCCUGUCAAUUUGGGAACAUAGUCAGUUUCAUCUCCAUUUACACGUACGGUACUUUUUCAGCCUUUUUCGGGGCAUAAUUUUUUAAUGUGAAUCUCAAUCAUCUGGAUCCUGUUCCAGAUUUGGCGGGUGAAGGUAGCAGUUUUUUGCUUAUUUUUGUAUCUGUCUUUGGUUAAUUUAAAUCUGACGCCACUGAAAAUCCUUUACUAUUGUGUGAAUAAUGUACAAAAUACUGAAAGUAAAGCAAAACAAUGGUUAAAUCUGAGCCUGUCUACUAAGCAAAGACCAUGCGUGCGCCUGGACUGCUAGUCCAGUCUGGACAGGCUCUGGACUGGGGAGCUUUGACACUGCAUUUAUAUUGGCUUUACUGGGAGAACCUUCAGCUGAAUACAUUUUGGUAAUCCCUCUCAAAUGUAUCUCAUUCUCAAUCAGUCUUUCCACUGCUUUAACCACUGCUGUCAGUGGAUGUUAUCUGGCAGCAGCACUGUUGGAGAAUCAUGACAACAGAGUAGAUUUUCUUAAAUAAUUAAAGUACUAAUCAAAGCGUACCACAUUGCUCUUGCUGACUGAAAUUCAGUUGGGACGAUAACAUUUGUGAAUGGCUGAUAUCUUUUUAUUUUUUUAUACUUACUGUAGUACACAGGUGUCUGAUUGAUUCCACGGGGGACCGAGUUUCUGCAGGUUUUUGCUCUUACCGUGUACUUGAUUAAUGGGUUAGGAUCUCCACUCAUGGGUGUUUAGGCCUUAACUGAACAUGAAUUAUAAGGAAAAAGCCAUCAUACACUAGGCCCUCCGUCAAAUCGGUUUGAACCUGUGCUGUAGUAGGUCAAACUUUCCAGAAUAAAUGGGAUUCACUACAUUUUUAAUGCAAAACAACUGUUUGAACUUUUUUGGUUAUUUUCUUCUCUUGAAUUCUCUUGGGGGGCUGUUGUUUUUCCAAACGGGUCAGAAGACAAGGGCAGAAGUGCUGGGGUUAGUGGUUAGAGCUCAUCCGAGACUGUAACUAGUGAAUUUGUACAACCAAAGAAGUCUAUUUUCUGGUUCAGGAAUAAAGUUUACUUUUCAUUUAACAAGCUGA
Molecule: messenger RNA, 9734 nt
Organism: Esox lucius (northern pike)
Lineage: Eukaryota; Metazoa; Chordata; Actinopteri; Esociformes; Esocidae
Gene: scrib
Product: scribble planar cell polarity protein
Exons: 47
Coding region: 1247-7489 (2080 amino acids)
Biological process (GO): neurotransmitter receptor transport, endosome to postsynaptic membrane; neurotransmitter receptor transport postsynaptic membrane to endosome
Cellular component (GO): postsynaptic density; postsynaptic membrane; adherens junction
Molecular function (GO): protein binding
Source: RefSeq, a predicted model, not a curated record